Hibiscus syriacus is the source of this 775-nucleotide messenger RNA. Its product is annotated as zinc finger A20 and AN1 domain-containing stress-associated protein 5-like. Gene Ontology annotation, molecular function: ubiquitin-protein transferase activity; zinc ion binding; DNA binding. The transcript has a single exon. Bases 137 to 682 code for a protein of 181 amino acids. Lineage: Eukaryota; Viridiplantae; Streptophyta; Magnoliopsida; Malvales; Malvaceae. Gene Ontology annotation, biological process: protein ubiquitination. The record is from RefSeq and is a predicted model, not a curated record.
CUCCAUCCCUUCAAAUCCCCUCUCCCCCUAAAUUCUUCUCUCGCUAAUCUCCAUUCAAUCCCCAACACAAAUCUUUCUCUCCUCCUCGAUUCCUUGUUUUAGUUCCUCUUUCGGAAUCAAAACACACACAGGAGAUAUGGCUCAAAGAACCGAAAACGAAGAGACCGAAUUCAAAGUCCCCGAAACCUUAACGCUUUGCGUUAACAACUGCGGUGUUUCGGCCAAUCCAGCCACUAAUAAUAUGUGCCAGAAAUGUUUUACCGCCGCUACAUCCUCCUCUUCCUCUUCCACCGCCGGUGAUGCGAGUGCCUCUGGAGUCUCAAGUCUCAAUUUCCCCGACGAUAAAUCCUCGAGAUCUACACCGUCUUGUUCACAGGACAGCCGAUCCGAUUCUGCUCCGCCUACAACAGCUGCAACUUCAAAGACGACGACGAAUAGAGCGAUGGCCGCAUCGAAUAGAUCAGGAAGCGAUUCCGAGGAAAAGAAAUCAGUGAAUCGAUGUUCCGGUUGCAGAAAACGCGUCGGGUUGACCGGAUUCAGGUGUCGAUGCGGGGAGCUUUUCUGUUCUGAUCAUCGGUACUCGGAUCGACACGAUUGCAGUUACGACUACAAGGCAGCGGGUCGCGAGGCCAUCGCAAGAGAAAAUCCUGUGGUUAAAGCAGCCAAGAUUAUCAGAGUUUGAGUUUUACCAAUCGGAUCUUAAAUUAAAUUCAAUUAAAUAAACUAUUGUAAUCAUUUUUCGACCUGAAACUUGGAGAUCUAUGCUUGAUCUCAA